Molecule: messenger RNA, 3644 nt
Organism: Amoebophrya sp. A25
Lineage: Eukaryota; Dinophyceae; Syndiniales; Amoebophryaceae
Source: the annotation of a GenBank genome assembly
AGCCUCUCUCUUAUCACGACAGACUUUACCCGCUGUGCCCCGAAAGUUUCUCGAAAGCGUCGCAUUCUUAGUGAUAUUUGGACGAGGCAAGUAGGUAGCGGCCUUCUAGGGAGGCAUAAGUAGAGUAGAAGUCUUAAUGCAAGAUGUGGACUUCGAUUUGCUACUUGAGCCCAUGAAUGCAUACAACUUUGAAUUCAUCGUUCCGAUUAUGUUGGUAAGAUCUGCUGGCUGAUCUAGUUGUUCAACUUUGAUUUCAUCUCCUCCCUCCAACAUUUCCACUUUGAAUUCACUUGUGGAUUUGUGUUGUGGAGUCGCGAAAAAAUGGCGGCCAUUCCUCAAAAAAGAAUCUCGGUCACGCCAGCGACGGCGACGACCAAUGCCGUACCUGUGACGUUCACGGACCUAAGCUACGAGGUCGAUGUGCCGAAAAGUGAGACUUAUCUUAAGGCUUCAGGUAAUCCAUCGAUCUUCACCAGCACUUCCUCCAAGGGGCCUUCUUCUAGGGGGAUCAUGUAUAAUCUUAGGGCUCUACUAAGGGGAAAGCAAGGUCGUUAUUUUGUGAGGGUCGUGUAAUGGUGGAAAAGUAGUAAGGCCUCGAACGCUCACCCCCUCAUCAUGACUAAGGCCAACUCCUAUUCUACCCUAAGGCCGUGAUGACUGUGAAGAUGAACGCUCACCCCCUCAUCAUGACUAAGGCCAACUCCUAUCCUAUCCUAAGCCCCCCCCCCGUUAUCAUGACUUCUGUGAAGAUGGAUCAUUCUACUUAAAAAGAUCCAUCUAAUUUCUCUUCUGGCAAACUGCAGAUUCUUGACAAGAUGACCGGUUGUUUUCGUCCUGGUCGUCUCACGGCGUUAAUGGGCCCCUCGGGAAGCGGCAAGACUACCUUGAUGGACCUGCUGGCCAUGCGCAAAACUCUGGAGAAGGGAAAAAGUCGUAUAACGAGUGGGAAAAUCCUCUAUGGCGGGCAAGAGAUGACAAAGGACUCCUUGCACAUGGUAGCCGGGUACGUGGAGCAAUUUGACACCUUUGCGGGCGAACUGACAGUAGAGCAGAUGUUGCUGUACACUGCCGAACUGAAACUUCCCAAGUCCUGGACUGACGAAAAGAUCCGCGAACUAGUGGCGAGCGUGAUCAAGAAACUGUCUUUGCAAAGUUGCAAGGAUACGAAGAUCGGCAGUGUGCUAGAGCGUGGCAUCUCUGGAGGACAGGCCAAACGGUGCAACAUCGCUCUUGCUUUGAUUACCAAGCCUGCAGUACUGUAUCUGGACGAGCCGACCAGCGGUCUUGACAGCUACACGGCGAACGAGGUGGUGCUUCUGCUAAAAGCGCUCGCGAGCGAAGGGAGAACCAUCGUGUGCACGAUCCACUCGCCAACUGCGUUUGCUUUUUCGCUGUUCGACGAUCUGGUCAUGAUGCGAGACGGCAAGCUUCUCUACGCAGGCGAACUGAGACUGGCGAGAAACUACUUCGCGUCCAUUUCUGGAGUGGAGGGAGGAGCUUUCGUAACAGGAGCUCCUCCUUGUUCUGGACAGAAAGAACACGUCAUCCUCGAGUCCGAAGGAGGUCUUCACGGACCUGUAGUUUCAGAUGAAAUAAAGCUUGCGGCGCAACCGGCGCAAGUGCCUACGCCGCACGACGACGUGCUAGCCGGGACAAGACAGUACUCAAAGACCUCGGGUUUUAGUACACAAGCCUUCGACCAGGGAUUGUUUUCCUUACCAGAGUGGCUAGUCGAUAUCACUUCCGGAAAACCCUCUCAAACCGUGAUGUCAAACUUGGCUGUGGAUAACCUCUUCCACGAGCAGCAGCGUUCCGAUAGUAAGGAAUCGACUGGAGGACAACGAGGACAAGUAGGAGUUGAAAACAAAGAGCACACUCUUGAUACAACAGGCGAGCAUGAAAACAGGAGAGAUUUCCUCUUCGACGCCUUUCAGAAGUCUCCUCAGUACCAGGAAUGGCUUCUUCUCGUGCAACAAUGUGACGCGGAGAGUGUCCGAGACCCUACCACUUCGGGGAUUUCGCAGAUUGCGAAAGCCUACGAUCCGCGGUCCUCGUUCUCGAAGUUGCGCACCAUCCUGAAAUAUCGUGCUGCGCAACACUACCGCGACGGCGAAUACCUGGGACCUCGAGUCGGCGACAAGGUUUUCAUGGCACUCGUCAUUGUCUCUCUGUACUGGGACAUUGGGGAUAAGACAGACGCACAGAGCAUUCUCUCAACUAGUGCAAUGCUGUAUUUUGUGUGCGCGAUUUGCGGUUAUGGGGCUGCAGCCUAUGUCCCCUCGUUGACUUUGGAUCGGCCAUUGUUCUAUCGAGAACUCGCGGACGGCUGUUUUGGGCCCUUUACCUACUACGCAUCCAAAUUUCUCGAGGAAUCCACAUUGUGCAUCUUCACGUCGGUCUUUUUCGUGCUGACCGUGUCCUGGGCAGUGAAUUUGACCGGAAACGUCCUGGUUUUCAUUCUCCUCUACUACGUCACCGCCAUGCUGGGCAUUGUCCUCGCGUACCUGUUUGCGGCGGUUUCGCCCAAUAUGGACGUCGCAAACGCCUUGUUGCCUACCUACGUGACGCUCUGCAUGUACUUUGGCGGGCUGUUCAUCGUUUUCUCGAAAAUCGGAGCCGGAUGGUACUGGUUUUCGUGGAUCAGCUUUCUGCGGUAUGCAUGGGGCGCGAUGAUGGUCAACAAUUACGCUGAUGCAGACGGGCCGAACGAACCAGGAGGCCAACGAGUCCUAUUCCAAGAAGGUGUGCCUUUGACCGUCCUAGAAUUCUACGAAUUAGAGGGUGACGUUAUGGGCAACGAGUGGAUUCAACUGCUCUUAUUAGCAGUGCAGCUCGUCUUUUUCUCCACGCUCGGCGCGUAUACUUUGAAAUACGUCCGGCAUGGAUCCCGAUAAUUAUAAGUGAGGCACUCAUUCGAUCCCGAUGAUAAGGGAAAAGCAAAAGGAAAGCAUUUAUUUAUCGACGAUGAUAGAACUUCAAGCAGCGUUCUUGAGUAGUAGGAGUAAACUCAGUUGGAAAGACCAACGUCAAAGACUAGGGAACAAACGUAGUGAAGUUGGAAAGUAAAGAUCGAACUUGUCGAAGGAAGUUAAAGAAAAGCAUGAUGAUGUUGCAGAAAUAUAUGCAUGAUUUGCUACCUCUACCUGUGUUGAUACACUACAAUUGGCCAACUUGGAAUUUUUUAUUUGUUACGCGAAAUGCAAAUGCGUAUGCACAUGCAUACAAACGAUAUUAGAACUAGAAUAAUUGAAACGUAUAUUGUUACGCAAAUGAAGAUUUCGUGAUACUGCUGUAAACGUACUUACUCUUUGUGAUUGUAUAUUUUUUCGUUGGUUCAUUGAGAUACCUGAGAUAUAAUGAUCAUGACUUUGGAUUUCUUUGGUAGUGUUUGGUGUAUUUGACAUGACAGGAACGUCCUAGUAUGAGAGUUUGGAUCUUCCUCUGUAUGUCAUGUCCUACGAGAGUUUAUUGGAUCUGCAUGUGUAUACAUGAUCAAACUGUACUGCAUCCUAACGAUACUCUUCGGCUGCAUGGAAAGUACAGAUUCGUUCUGCAUAGAGAGUACCAGUUUGGAGGUUUUAGGUCUGAAUGUAGCGUGUGUUUUUAGACAAGGACGUUCCGAAAAAAUAUCUUCUGAUGUGGAG